AUUUAACGCAAGCACCCCAAAAGCCCACACCUUUCAAUAAAUCCCCACCCCUUUCCCCCUCUCUUCCUCCCUUCAAAUUCCAUCUCUCUCAACCUCCACAUAUAUAUACACACAAACCCACCCCACCAUUUCUCUCUCACACUAAUCAUCUCUCCCCCUUCAACCACAAUAAUCUUUCUUUUUUCUUUUAGAACUCAGGUGUCACAGUUUAUUCCCAAUCAUCUUACAUAAUUUUUGAUAAUUUGAAGCACGUCAUCUUUUUUUUUAUAUGUAUAACUUGGUGUACGGCUCAGCUUACCCGACACAAAUUGCAAUCGUCUUACAGAAUUUUCGAUCAUUUGAAGCACAGUCGUUGUUUUUUUCCUCAAAAAAGAAAAGCUGAGGAGGCAUAAUCAUCACGCAGUAUGGCGAUUCCGAAGUUAUCGCUCAGAGCGGUCUUGAUAUCCACGAGCGUUCUAUUCGCGGCCGUGAUCCUGAAACUCUCCGUUCCGACCAUAAUACAAUUCGCGUCUUCCGAAGUUGUCCUCACGUGGCUCAGGCCUCCGUACCUCUACCUCGUCAUCAACUGCAUCAUCAUCACCAUCGUCGCCUCGUCCAAGCUUCAGAACAACAAGGUCAUUGAAGAUUCACCGCAUGAGGCAGUGGUGGUUCUUCCGGCGCCGGUCAAGGUCGAGGCGGGUUACGCGGCGGUGUACGACGGCGUUGCCGGGAAGAGUGAUGCGGUGGAGGUUCCGCCCGUGUUUGGGUACGGGUAUGGUGAGGUUGUGGUGAAAGGUGAGGAUUUCGAGGCGGGUUACGCGGCGGUGUACGACGGCGUUGACGGGAAGAGUGAUGCGGUGGAGGUUCCGCCCGUGUUUGGGUACGGGUAUGGUGAGGUGUUGGUGAAAGGUGAGGAUUUCGAUGUGGGUGGAGAGGUGGACGGUGGGAUGGGGGAGGUGGAGAGCGAUAAGACGACGACGUUGGAUUUGAAUGCUGCGGAGGAUGUGAGCGGUCAGGAUGAGGUGGCGGUUGCGACGUCGUUGUCGUCCCCGCAGGUUAAUUCAGCGACGGAGUACUUGGUUUCGUCUUAUGAGAGACCGCCGGUUUCUGGGAGGAUCGGUCACCGGAAAGGUGUCAAAUCCAGUCCUGAAGGUGGGAGAACAUUGGGAGUGUCAAAACCGAAGCGGCACGAGACGCUAGAGAACACGUGGAAGACGAUCACGGAAGGCCGCCCAAUGCCGCUGGCGAGGCACCUGAGAAAAUCCGACACGUGGGAAACCCACAAUCGCGUGGGCCACUUACAAGAAGAAGUGCACGACCAGAUGAUGAUCAAAUCGGAAACCUUCAACGACCGGUCCACCGCCAGCCCGGCGAACCGGCGGCCGGAGAAGCUGAGGAGGGAACCGUCCGGGUCGGGGAAGUUGAAGAAGGAAUCCUCGCCGAGUCAGGACGAGUUGAACCGGCGGGUGGAGGCGUUUAUAAAGAAGUUCAACGAGGAGAUGAGGCUGCAGAGGCAAGAGUCGUUGAAUCAGUACAUGGAGAUGAUCAACCGUGGGGCUCAUUCCGAGAAUUGAAUUAUGGGUAGUUACGUUUUUGGUAACUUUGAGAAAGGGAUAGAGUUCUGGAGUCUUCAACUGUUGAUAGAUGAUCGGAAUUUGUUUAUCAAGUUUUGCUUUGGAAGGAUUAAGGGAGGAGAAAAUGGGAAUCCUUGCAUGGCUAAUCAGGACACCACAAUUGUGUGCAUGGUUUCGUAUACAGGGGGUCACAUUUGCCAAAAUUUUAUUUGUUGUGUAUUUGAUCCAACAAAACUUGACUACAAUUGCAGGAAGAAUUAUCAAGCAAGCAAGAAUUAUCAAGCAAGCAAGAAUUAUGUACUCCUUCCUUUACUACAUCAAUUUUCAUAAUGUUUUAUUUUUAUUUUUAUCCACUAUCAAUUUUCGUUAUGUAUUGAAUGGAAAAAUUACAUUAGCUAA
Messenger RNA from Rhododendron vialii, 1952 nucleotides. RefSeq lists its product as uncharacterized. Lineage: Eukaryota; Viridiplantae; Streptophyta; Magnoliopsida; Ericales; Ericaceae. The record is from RefSeq and is a predicted model, not a curated record. Bases 405 to 1553 code for a protein of 382 amino acids. The transcript is spliced from 2 exons.